CUGUCAAAAGUGUCAGCGAAUAGCGUUGUGAGGUUAUUUUACGAUUGUUGUAACAACAACUUCGAAAUAAAGAUAUAAACGUAAGCUUACAGGAAUUAAUUUUACAGUUUCAUAUUAUUGGUUUAUAAAGGAAGAUGCCUUACGCUAAUCAACCUGUACACAUUACAGAAUUAACAGAUGAUAAUGUUAAAUUUAUUGUUGAAGACACCGAACUUAGCGUCGCUAAUAGUAUGCGGAGAGUGUUUAUAGCCGAAACGCCGACAAUGGCAAUCGAUUGGGUGCAAUUAGAAGCAAAUUCGACAGUACUUAGUGACGAGUUCCUCGCGCAUCGCAUUGGUCUAAUUCCGCUCAUAUCAGACGAUGUGGUGGACAAAAUUCGUUACUCAAGAGAUUGUAUGUGCGACUUCUGUUCAGAAUGCAGCGUUGAGUUCACACUGGACGUGAAGUGUACAGGCGACCAAACAAGGCACGUGACCACAGCAGACCUGAAGUCGAGCGACCCACGAGUGGUGCCAGUGACGUCACGACACCGGGACGAAGACCAGGCAGACUACGGUGAAACUGAUGAGAUUUUAAUUAUAAAGCUGCGUAAAGGACAAGAGUUGAAGUUGAGAGCAUAUGCAAAAAAAGGAUUUGGCAAGGAACAUGCUAAAUGGAACCCCACAGCAGGCGUGUCCUUUGAAUAUGACCCUGAUAACAUAAUGAGACACACAUUAUACCCUAAACCUGACGAGUGGCCUAAGAGUGAGCACACCGAGCUGGAUGAAGACCAGUUUGAAGCAGAGUUCAAUUGGGAAGCUAAACCAAACAAAUUCUUUUACAAUGUGGAGUCCUCCGGAGCACUCAAACCAGAGAAUAUUGUCCUCAUGGGUAUAGUAGUGUUGAAGAAUAAGCUUCUAAACUUACAAGUACAGUUAGCACAGGAAGCUCAAAAUGAUGCAUUAGCUAUUAAUUAGAUUAUGUUUAGUUA
This is a messenger RNA of Trichoplusia ni (cabbage looper), 970 nucleotides long. It is a transcript of the gene RpII33, whose product is annotated as DNA-directed RNA polymerase II subunit RPB3-like. Gene Ontology annotation, biological process: DNA-templated transcription. Gene Ontology annotation, cellular component: RNA polymerase II, core complex. Lineage: Eukaryota; Metazoa; Arthropoda; Insecta; Lepidoptera; Noctuidae. Gene Ontology annotation, molecular function: protein dimerization activity; DNA binding; DNA-directed RNA polymerase activity. The record is from RefSeq and is a predicted model, not a curated record.